AUGCCUUCGUUCAUGGGCUGGAACUACACCCGCCAUCGUCAGGCCCCCCGCCGUCGUCAGGCCUACCGCCGCACUGAUCACAAUACGGCCAACAGCCCUCUCUUCAGAUUGCCAGCAGAACUCCUUGCCAUGGUAACCAAGAACUUGGAAGAUGAAGACGACAGGCUUGCCCUAGGAUAUACCUGUGCCAGAUUCUUCUAUUCUGAUGCCCUUAAGGAUACCAUAUCAGACAAAGAAGCAAGAUUCAGGGCACUCUGCAUGCUGGAGUUGCGCAGGGAGCCGUGGCACGGCGAGCGACAGUAUUGCUGCCGAGGGUGUUUAGCUGUUCAUGGUUCCGCUGCUUUCUUUAGUAUUGACCUGCUAAAAGAUCCAUCCGAACGUCAUUGUAGGAUGACUGUGAAGUGUAUUAACCUGGGAAUACACGGCAUUUUCAGCUUUGCAGACAUAAAGAAGUUUGUAUCGCAAGAGAGAGGAGGUCGUGAUACCAACUGGUUUACCAAAAUAUUUUCUUCGCCCAAGGUCACUCUAGAGUUUAGCCUCCCCAUAUUCCCUCAAGGAGCGGACGUUACUCCCGAAGGAUUCAAUUCUCUUUUCAAGAUUAUCGAUUAUGUACUCUGCCCACAUAUGCGGGCGAAAAAGUACGUAAAAAGCUAUCUAUAUUGUCGAAAGCCUGGCAUUGAGCCUCGCCCGGGGUGGAUAGAACCUGCUGUGAAGUGCUAUAUUUGUAACACUGUGGUGACGCUUGGUGACUUGCCGAGUUCUACUCCUGGAAACGAUGGCCGGGUAUGGCUAGCAAUUAACGUCAGUCGGCCCAUUGGAAGACUCUAUUCUCCACUAGAGCAAGAGUGGCUUAACCAGUCCUUUUCUGUCAUGGCUGGUUAUAUAGAUUGGCAUAACAAGAUUAAAGUCGAAUGGUGCCGAGACUAUUGGAGAGAAAAUCCUACUGCUUAUGUGGGUUGGCAGUGGGAGAAAUGUCUACAAGGCCAUCGGGCACAACAUCAACAUUCUCAGACGACGUCCUCGAUCAUUUUCUCGGAGACAGCAAGUAAAUCUAAUUGGCACAUCAUGACCUGGUCGGACGUCGCAAAUUCAGUUUUUAACGGCAUCAAUGCCGUUAACGGGAUUAUUGCCAGAUGGCAAGAGUGGCGGGCUCAAAGCCUGGAAGAAGAGGAGAGGGUGGCGGAGGGGGAGCGCCAACUACUGCGGGAAAGGACAGAGGCCGCCGCCAGGGAUAAUGCCCUCAAUGUCAGAGAGAGGCAGGCCACUAUUCUCCAGCAACAGCUGGAACAGCGGGAGUGCAAUAUCUCCCAGCGAGAGGCAGAGUGCCGUAGGCUUCUUGCCACGGCAGCGCAGUCUGUAAGGACUGCAAAUCGGCUGGAGGAAUCCGCCGAGCAGGCGUAUAUAUACCUCCAACAGGAGGUGAGGCAGCGUCGUGGGGAGCGGGGCCGCAGAUAG
Molecule: messenger RNA, 1455 nt
Organism: Nannizzia gypsea CBS 118893
Lineage: Eukaryota; Fungi; Ascomycota; Eurotiomycetes; Onygenales; Arthrodermataceae
Exons: 2
Coding region: 1-1455 (484 amino acids)
Source: RefSeq, a predicted model, not a curated record